Molecule: messenger RNA, 2989 nt
Organism: Malaya genurostris
Lineage: Eukaryota; Metazoa; Arthropoda; Insecta; Diptera; Culicidae
Gene: Sec5
Product: exocyst complex component 2
Exons: 6
Coding region: 110-2800 (896 amino acids)
Biological process (GO): Golgi to plasma membrane transport; exocytosis
Cellular component (GO): exocyst
Source: RefSeq, a predicted model, not a curated record
GUCAACGAUAGAAGGAGUGCUGUUUUUAUUGUGAUUUUUCAUCAUUGAAAUUAAACGAUCCCGUUUCAGAUCAACAUAAUCUAGUUUAGUGUAACGAAAACAGGACAUUAUGGUGAAUCGACCCGUUGUUACGGGUCUUUCUCCCAAGGAAGGACCACCAGGAACGCGAGUCACGAUACGAGGAGAGUUUCUCGGAUCCAAAGCAAGCGAUUUAGUUGGUCUCACCAUCUGCGGCUGUGAUUGUCUGUUGUCGGCCGAAUGGAAGUCCGAUCAGAAGAUCAUUGCUCGCACAGGGGCGGCCAAAGGUAAAGGUGACAUCAUCGUCACGACUCGAAACGGAGGCGUAGGAACAUCUACGGUACAGUUCCGAGCCUACUACGAGACAAUUGGGCCAAUGAAAGAAUCGGCUGUUUGGAUCGAAGAAUCACCGAUGCAGUCCUUAGCCUGGGGCCGAAGAUCGUUGGCUCCGACUGGUUACAUUCAAGAGGACCCUUUGGGACUGUCAAUCGAAGGAAACGAUAAGAAGUUUCCGGAAGAUUUACGAGACAUUUUUCCGGAUGGGUCAGGCGAUUUGUCGCAGGAAAAUUUCCUCCCCGGUUGGUUUCUGCUGGAGAACCAUCAUGCUACUUCGUUUGACGAUUUGAAGGCCGGAUUAUCCUACCUGCGUCGCCGGGUUGAAAGUCAAAAAGAAGGACAAUUGUCUUUUUUGAAAUCCAAUGCCGGUUCGGUUAUCGACCAGCUCGAUACACUGAUGGCACUGCGAGACCGUGUUAGCCAGGAUGCAAAGCUGCACGGGAAAGAUCAAGUGAAGGAUCUUGAGAUGGCUAUUAAAAAUUCGAUCGGUGCUUCUCACGAACUGUUCAAAGAUGUUUUAGCUCGCAAGGACAAAGCGGAUGCCACCAGAGCUGCUUUGUCGGCCCUGUCCCGGCACAAAUUUUUGUUCUGCUUACCGAAUUCGGUGGAAAAGAGUGCCGCACGGAACGAGUUCGAUAUAGUGGUUAACGAUUAUGCCAGAGUCCGGAAUUUGUUUGGUAAAACCGAAGUUCCCAUUUUUAGAAAAGUGCUCGAAGAGGUGGACCUGAAGAUUCUCGGUAUUCGGCAGCAGUUGCACGGUAAAAUCAAAGAGAUGCCACAGGGCGUGGAACAGCAGAAGAAACUGAUUAAAGCCUUGAUCAGUUUGGAAGCGCAACAGGUAGGCACUGUUGUCGGUAGUAAAUUCUCGGUUGAAGAUCCAGCCUGGGAUGCCAUCGAGGCUCGGGCCAAAUAUCUGGAGGAAACGUUUCUGAAAACCUACGAACAGUACACGGCCAAAGAGGCAGCUCCUGGGGAGUCGAAGUCUCGUGCUGAUCCAACUAUCACUCCGAAUCGUGUGCAGUUCUGUGAAGAAAUGACUGAAAUAGCGGCCAGUCAAUUUCCGGAUCUGUGGCGUCUUGGGCAAGCAUACUUUACCGGUGAACUUCGAGCCGCGGGGCAACCAAAACCAGGCAAUUUCAAGCGCAUGAUUUUGACAGUCAUCGAGCAGUUUUGUUCCUACUUGAAAGCGGCUUUACUUCCGGCCAACAGUCAACGGUCGCUACUGGCCGGCAGUAUGAAAGGGUUACCUGCAUGGCCACCUACCAGCCCGUCGUUGAAUUAUCUCAUCACUUGGAUUCCUCACUGUCUGCGCUACGUUCGAGUUUCGUACGCUACUCUCAUUCGAUUGGAUUUACCGAAUGAAGCACUGGAUAUAGUACUAAAAUUUAUCGACGAACUGCGGCUGUACUGUUUGUCCACUAUUUUGAAGAAAGCCAACGAAAAAGCGAAGAAACUGCAUGAGAAGGAAACCUGGGAACUGACGGUAUCGGAGUUUGCCGGAGCCACCGGAUUGCCUAGCAAACUGGAAGAAAUUCUUUCCGAGGCGAUCGACGAUGCCCAAGCUGUCUGCCUGACUCCGGAAAUACGAGAAUCUUCUCUGCUGGAGCCACAGUCAGAUGGGCAGCGGGAAAUGUCCAAGCGCAUCCAGGAAAUGUUGGCCACUUUUUGCGGUGUGAUUGAAACCUUAGCUCUACAGCGCUCCGAUGAAGAUCCUCAGCAAGCACCGAUGCUGUCUCAACUGAUCGGGUUCCCGGCGACGCUACUGCAGCAGCACAGUACCGGUGACAAAAGUUGGGGUUCCAACAUCACCUGGGAGCAUCGGUUGCUGUGCUGUCUGUCCAAUUGUAUUUACUGUAACAAGCUGUUCUUUCCCAAACUCGGUGGGCUGUUCACCAAGCAUGGCUAUCCCAUUCCAACGAUUGCAAUCGAAAAUUCUCGAUCAACGGUCAACGUUUUAUUUAGUAGCCUGCUGGACAUGUACGUGGAACACAAGAGCGACCCUCUGGUUGGAACAAUCGAACCUUCUAUGUACAUUGGCCGCUUCCAGUGGGACCAGGUAUCUGUUUCGGAAAAGUUAAGCCCAUAUGCACACGAAUGCUGUGACAAUUUGGUCUCGGUAUAUUCGGAAAUAUUUUCGAUCUCACCCGUACUGCUGCGGCCGGUCCUAGAACCUAUUGUACAAACCGUAGCUGAAGAACUAGCUCGGCUUAUGACCUGCGUGCAAAAGUUUAACGUUAACGGAGCCCUACAGGCCAAGGUUGACAUUCACGUCAUUCGAGAUGCCGUACGAGUUUAUAGCAAUGAUACAGCAAAAACGUUUUUUACUGAAGCACUAGAUGCAAUACCACAGGUUCCUGAAAGUGAAGAACGAAUGCUAGAGACAGUAAGGCAAAUCAAGAAUAACAUGCGCCUCCAACUGAUGUGCCUGCAGGUUGUGGAUCCUUGACAUGAUGCUGUAAAUUUCAGGAUGUUCAGUGUUAAAACACUGCACAAAUGAAGAAAUACGUACUACUCAAACAUUGCUGAUUGGAUCACUGGCUGCACAGGUGCUGCUUCGAAUUGACGAAAAUAUUUACGCUGAAAUUAUUUACUAUCGAACCACAGAAUAUAACGCAAAUAAAUUGUUGAAAACUUU